GUCUACUGAGGAGACUGGUCUCCGCACGAAAUACGAAGAAUGUCGGGAUGCAUGGUUAUAUUAUCACACUUUGCCGCAGACCUUAAAGUCCGCUUAUGAUCAAACCGCCUAGAAAGCCGUAAAUUUGCUAGAUACUAAGCAAGAUACCUAAUCUAAGCACUGGUCUAGUCAGAUUGCUGUAAAUGAUAGUGGAACCAUGUAGAAAUUUUCAUUAAAUAUUGUAGGUUUACGUCCGCCAUUGAUUUGCCGUGUCCCUUUGACCUGGUUACCUUGCAUCUGUCAAAAUGUCAAACUAACCAGGACGUGACGUCACAUACUCAAUACGCUUUUGGAGCACAUGGCUAAUUUACUUACUCGAAAGAGAUAAACAUAAGAUAACUCAUAAAACUUUUCGCUUUUAUCGCAUUUAAAAUGACCGGAUCUCGAUGCGUUGCUCAGGAUUGUGAAAACAAUCAUAAAGCAGGGAAAAGCCUUCAUUUGAGCCCAAAAUCGGGUCCAAAAAAGGCGGAGUGGAUACGCUUUGUACGACUCCACUCGAAGAAUUUCAAUCCGUUGGGUCGUUUUGUUGUGUGCUCGGACCACUUCGAGAGAGAAUGCUAUCACUUUGGCGAGGGGUCCGAGUUAAAGCGCUAUUUGAUAAAGGGAUCCGUACCAACAAUUUGGAAACCAAAGAAAACCAUUGCUUCACCAUCGGAUCGGGAAUUGCGUCAAAGAGCAAAGGAAAUUAAGGAGCUUUUAGCAACAGCAGGUGACAGUGGAAUGGUGCGAGCUCAUGAAUCUGCCACAACAUCUUCCACGGUCUCUACCUUGGACCUACCCGCCUCAGCUGAAGACACACCAACUGAAACCAUGCCCCCCCCCCCCCUUAGAAACCCUCCCCAUAGACCAACCUGCCCCAGUUGGAGACAUGUCAACUGAUAACUUGCACGUCCAAGAAUCCCACCCGGUAGACCCACCGGCCCCACUUGGAGAUGCGCUAAUCAAUACCAUUACUUCACAAGAAUCUCACUCCAUAGACCCACCCGCCCUAGCAGAAGACACACCCAUAGAUGCUACGACCAUACCUCCCAGAGCCAAUGUGUUCCAUGUAGUUGAUUAGGGCAGUGAGGGGUCAUUAUUUAUAAACAAAUGAUCUAAGAUUUCUGUUUUUAUGUCAGCAUAAUGGAAUGAGCUGAAAAUAUGUACAUACAAUUGUCAAUUCAGAGCAAUUUGGCUAACAUGGAAACUGAUUAAUGAGAAAUAAAUACGAUGUUUCACUGCUCAAUUCCA
Messenger RNA from Nematostella vectensis (starlet sea anemone), 1269 nucleotides. Its product is annotated as THAP domain-containing protein 3. Gene Ontology annotation, molecular function: sequence-specific DNA binding. The transcript is spliced from 3 exons. The coding region runs from base 412 to 918 and encodes 168 amino acids. The record is from RefSeq and is a predicted model, not a curated record. Lineage: Eukaryota; Metazoa; Cnidaria; Anthozoa; Actiniaria; Edwardsiidae.